This is a messenger RNA of Geodia barretti, 480 nucleotides long. The record is from the annotation of a GenBank genome assembly. NCBI's taxonomy places the organism in Eukaryota, Metazoa, Porifera, Demospongiae, Tetractinellida, Geodiidae.
AUGGUGAACGAAACGCUACAUCGUCAUGAGCUCGAAUUCUCUCUCACCAGUUCCCUUGCGAAGAUCAAGCCAGCAGUUAAAAGAAGACCAGACUCGCGCCCUUUAACAAAGCUUGUGUCCACCCACGAGGAUGUACUUCCACUCGAAUACAUGCUUGAAGUUGUAACCAACCCAGUUACUGGCAAAGGAGGAAAAUCUCCGAGAAUGCGACUCACCUCCGACUACCAACGAACGAGGCUUCUGCUGAAGAAAAGAAGUAACCACAAAAUCUCGUGUGACACCAAGGACUGGAUCAAGGGAACCGAAGCCUACUACAUCCAGUGCAUCCACCCGCUGGGAAAGGGGUUUCUGUGCGUCAAAGAGAGAAAGGUGUUCCGGAAGCAGCAGCAAGAACAACAAAAAUCAAGACAAAGAGAGGCAAGAGAAACAGAGAGACAAGAGGCCCGAGAACCAACAAGGACACGGGGGGGACCAACAUGA